AUGCACCUUCCUCCCACCAUGGAACCGCCACCACCAUACAAACACCUCCAUUCCGUCUCCUCCUUGCUCGACGACCUCUCCCUCCGCCACGCCGCCCACACCAGGCUCCAACCCACCACCUCCGGCGGCCUCUCCGGCGGCGAGCGCCGCCGCGUCUCCAUCGGCCUAAGCCUCCUCCACGACCCGGCUGUGCUCAUCCUCGACGAGCCCACCUCCGGACUCGACAGCGGCUCGGCCCUCAACGUCAUCCAAACCCUCCGUUCAGUCACCGACUCCCGUCACCGCACGGUCAUCCUAUCGAUCCACCAGCCGAGCUUCAAGAUCCUCUCCCUCAUAGACGAUAUCCUCCUCCUCUCCAAAGGAACCGUCGUCCAUCACGGCACAUUACCUUCACUCGAGGACUUUUUACUCAAAUACGGAUUCACAGUCCCGCCUCAACUCAAUCCGCUCGAGUACGCCAUGGAAAUACUGGACCAGCUACAGGAUAAAACUACAGAAUCACCCCCGCCAGAAAAUGUGCCGGAAAAUCCCCCGGCCACCACCGACAGCUCGGAAAAGGACGAGAUUAGAUACAAAAGCUCGAGAUACCACGAGAUAAUCAUGCUGUACAGCAGGCUAUGGAAAAUUAUCUACAGAACAAAGCAGUUACUUUUAACAAACACCUUGCAGGCAUUGGUGGUGGGGAUUGUGCUCGGCACUGUUUACAUCAACAUCGGCCUCGAUAAAACCGGAAUCGAGAAGAGAUCGGGCCUGUUCGCGUUUACCCUAACCUUUCUCCUCUCGUCCACGACCGAAACCCUGCCAAUUUUCAUCGGCGAGCGGCCGAUUAUCCUCCGGGAGACCUCGAGCGGAGUCUACAGGCUCUCGUCGUACAUAAUCGCCAACACGCUGGUUUUCCUACCCUACCUGCUCGCGAUCGCCGUCCUCUACUCGGCGUCGGUGUAUUUCCUCGCCGGUCUCUGCUCCGAGUGGCCCGCAAUUCUGUACUUCGUGCUCGUGAUUUGGGUGAUACUUCUGAUGGCGAACUCGUUCGUGCUGUUCCUGAGCUCGAUCGCGCCGAAUUUCAUCGCGGGGACGUCGCUUGUGACAGUGCUUCUGGCCGGAUUCUUCCUGUUCUCCGGCUACUUCGUGUCGAAGGGCAGCUUGCCGAGGUUCUGGCUGUUUAUGCACUACCUGUCGAUGUACAAGUACGCGCUGGACGCGCUGCUGAUCAACGAGUACUCAUGCCUUCUGUCGACGUGCCUGGUGUGGAUCGACGGCGGGAGGAGGACGGCGUGUAUGGUGACGGGGCGCGACGUGUUGCAGAAGAAGGGGCUUCACGAAGGGCAGAGGUGGAUGAAUGUGUACGUGUUGAUCGGGUUUUUUGUCCUGUAUCGGGUUCUGUGUUUGGCGGUGCUGAUGAGGAGGGUUUCAAGGUCUAAAAGGUGA
Molecule: messenger RNA, 1428 nt
Organism: Striga asiatica
Lineage: Eukaryota; Viridiplantae; Streptophyta; Magnoliopsida; Lamiales; Orobanchaceae
Source: the annotation of a GenBank genome assembly